UUUUCAACUUUUAUAUGUGAUCGUUCAGUAGUUUGGGUUAGGGCUGGUAGGGUUUUGUGGAAGGAAAAACCGAGUAGAACUGUAGAAUCAGGGAGGAAGAGAAGGUAGGGGAGAAAGCGAUGAGCCGGAGCUUAGGUAUACCAGUAAAGCUACUGCACGAAGCUGCAGGCCAUGUAGUGACGGUGGAGUUGAAGAGCGGAGAACUCUACAGAGGGGGUAUGAUUGAAUGCGAAGAUAACUGGAAUUGCCAGCUCGAAAAUAUUACCUUCACCGCCAAGGAUGGGAAGGUGUCACAACUUGAGCAUGUUUUCAUCCGAGGUAGCAAAGUCAGGUUUAUGGUCAUACCUGACAUGCUGAAGAAUGCUCCGAUGUUCAGGCGGCUUGAUGCUAGGAUCAAGGGGAAGGGCUCAGCUCUUGGAGUUGGUCGUGGCCGUGCUGUUGCAAUGCGGGCUAGGGCUCAGGCUGCUGGGCGUGGUGCUCCUCCCGGUAGAGGUGUUGCGCCACCUGUACGGAGAUAAUCUCUUGUUUGGACAGGAAUUGUAGUCACUUUUUUUCGUCGAUGGGCAGUACUUACAAGUAUCCCUGUCUUUCAUGGCCCAAGGAGAGGUGGUGCAAGGAAAUAGUUUAUUCUUAGUAUGUUCUUCUGUUUACCCUUAUAAUGCAAUGAUCUGGACACUUAACUGAAAUGUUUAUGGAAUAGUGUACUGAACUACUGGUGUAGGGUUGAAAUUUGACAGGACCCAAGUUACAUUUUUUCCCUGCCCCCUCUCUAAACAUUGGACAUGCAUGUACAUUCGCACAUUCAAGAUAGGGGAAAUCACCAACUGCUGCCU
This is a messenger RNA of Telopea speciosissima, 833 nucleotides long. Its product is annotated as small nuclear ribonucleoprotein SmD3b-like. The record is from RefSeq and is a predicted model, not a curated record. The transcript has 5 exons. Bases 120 to 518 code for a protein of 132 amino acids. Gene Ontology annotation, cellular component: commitment complex; U2 snRNP; U12-type spliceosomal complex. Gene Ontology annotation, biological process: spliceosomal snRNP assembly; RNA processing. Gene Ontology annotation, molecular function: RNA binding. Lineage: Eukaryota; Viridiplantae; Streptophyta; Magnoliopsida; Proteales; Proteaceae.